Tilletiaria anomala UBC 951 is the source of this 2598-nucleotide messenger RNA. RefSeq lists its product as uncharacterized. The record is from RefSeq and is a predicted model, not a curated record. Gene Ontology annotation, cellular component: endoplasmic reticulum membrane; signal recognition particle receptor complex. Lineage: Eukaryota; Fungi; Basidiomycota; Exobasidiomycetes; Georgefischeriales; Tilletiariaceae. Gene Ontology annotation, molecular function: signal recognition particle binding; GTPase activity; GTP binding. The coding region runs from base 194 to 2482 and encodes 762 amino acids. The transcript has 4 exons. Gene Ontology annotation, biological process: SRP-dependent cotranslational protein targeting to membrane.
UCCACGGAUGCGGCGGAAUGGAGAAGAUACUAUCGAUCUCAUCGACAAGUUGCACUUCCGUAGUCUCCACCUUAUCUCCACAUCCAUCCUCAAUCUUCGCUCCGUCGAUGCUUGUUCACACGAACAUGUUCUGAUUGCUGCCAGCUGAGAGAAAGAGAGGCAAGGGAAGCGGACGUGCGAAAAUACAGACGCCAUGUUGGAUCAUUUCACCAUCUUCACUCGCACCGGCGUGGUCCUCUGGUCCAAGUCUUUCACACCGACAGUGGCAGACGACCUGGACAAACCAUCCAAUCCGAUCGACUCGCUGAUCCGCGAAACAUUUGUCGAGGAGCGCACGGCGGAUCGCAAAUACGAAAAAGAUGGCUACACGAUUCGGUGGAGCUUUGCGAAUGACCUUGAGCUGAUCUAUGUUGUCGUGUAUCAGCGUAUCUUGCAAUUGUCGUACAUCGACGAUCUACUCGACCAAGUCAAGUCUGCUUUCGUCCAGCUUUUCGAGUCCUUCCUUCGCGCCCUGCUGCAGGUUGCGCGCGGCGAUGCAUCCGGCCUGUCAUCCACACUCGCCAAAGAUCCUUCCUCCGGAAACGGCAUCGCACCCGCCCUUGCGCCGCAGCUGCGCUUGAACUUUGCCAACAAGCUCAAGGCAGAAUGGGAAGCGACAUUCCUUCUGAUUCUUCGCUCGCUCGAACGUACCGCCUCAGCAGCGGAUAAAGCCAAUCGACGCGCACUCGGCGUCGACACACCUCUUGGCGAGAAAAAGGGCAUGCAGGGCGCCAAUCUGUUUUCUUGCGAGCACAGCAAUGCAAACAGUACUGCAGGACGUGAAACCACUGGCGGGACAUCUACACCGGCUGGAAAAGAAGCAGAUGGAACUGAGGCAAGCGAGAUAGCCAAGAAUGUAGCUGCACUCAAAGCACGGCUCAAAGCGGCCGAGUCGAGCGGCGGCGCCGGGCGUAGGACGGCCAGCGGUGGUGGAGGGCCUGGCAACAAGAAAGGCAAGAAGGGUGGUGGCAAAGAUAGUCCUGCAGGUGCUGGAAGUGGUGUCGAGAGCCCAGCCGCGGGUAGCAGCAAAAAGCGGGCAAAGGAGAUGCGCAAGUGGGAUGCACAGGGAAGAGCCAUUCUCAUGACCGAGGGGGACGAGGAUGCACUCGAUUUCAGCAGUAAAUCAGGCGCUGCAGCAAAUCCAGGGAUUAAUGGCAGCGGCGUUGGUCCAGAAGAGGAGGGUGACCUUACGGGUUGGAUCGACAUGAAGAGCUUGGGCAAGAAAGGCCAGGAUGGGACGUACGAGCUAGCUGAUGUCGACGAUGGAGGAGAUGACAACGAUGAGGAAGCUGAGGAGGAGGAUGUCACGCGGUCGAGGAAGCCAGGCGGCGGCUUCCUCUCGCGCUUCUCAGCUGUCUCUGCUGGCGCAUCGUCGGGUACUUCUGCAAGCUCUGGCUCGUCGCUCUUCUCGCGUUUAACCGGUUCGCGCGCGUUGACGAAGGAGGACUUGCGACCUGCGUUAUCUGCGAUGCAGAGCCACCUGCAAGCAAAGAACGUCGCAGCGAAUGUCGCGUCGCGGCUAUGCGACAGCGUCGAGAAAGGGCUCGUGGGCCGGCAACUGGGCAGCUUUGCGAGCGUCAAGGACGAGGUGCGAAAAGCACUGGAAGAUUCCAUCACGCGCAUUCUCACGCCUAAGAGCAGUACAGACAUUCUCUUGGAAAUUGCAACGAAGCGCGAGCGACAGCAAGCGGCGAUCGCGAAUGCUGCUGCUGCUGGUGCUGCCAUUUCCAAAGGAAAGGGCGGCGCAAAUAGCAACAUGGCCCUCCAAGCCGACCCCUACAGCAUCUGCUUUGUCGGCGUCAAUGGCGUAGGCAAGUCGACAAACCUGGCAAAAGUGUGCUUCUGGCUGCUGCAGAACCGGCUGAAAGUUCUCAUCGCGGCGUGCGAUACGUUCCGAUCGGGUGCGGUGGAGCAGCUGCGCGUGCACGUGCGCAAUCUGGGCCAGCUUGAAGUGGACGGACGCAAAGUCAGCGAGAGCGCGAGCAUCGAGCUCUACGAGCGAGGCUAUGGCAAGGACGCGGCUGGUAUCGCCAAGGAUGCGCUGGCGUACGCCAAGAGCGCAGGCUACGACGUCGUACUCAUCGACACGGCUGGGCGGAUGCAGGACAAUGAGCCACUUAUGCGCGCGCUGGCCAAGCUCGUCGCGGUCAACUCACCUGACAAGAUCAUCUUUGUCGGCGAAGCGCUCGUCGGCAACGAGGCGGUGGAUCAGCUGGUGAAGUUUGACAAGAGCCUCAAGGAUUUUAGCGGGCUCAGCAACCCGCGAGGACUGGACGGCAUGCUGCUGACCAAGUUUGACACGAUCGAUGACAAAGUCGGUACGGUCCUGACAGCCGCUUCGGUGACGGGCCUGCCCAUAUUUUUUGUCGGCGUCGGUCAGACGUACUCGGAUCUGCGAGCACUACGUGUUCGGCACAUCCUCAAUGCUCUCAUGCGAGGGUGAUGCGAGCAUGUGUGUGCUGUCUUUGAAGCUGGAUGCUAUCAGUUCGAAUGACCUGCUCGCUGCUGUACCUGGGCUACAAAUUUUUGCACGGGUGCGAACCCUGAACUAUGGAUGAG